Messenger RNA from Aphanomyces invadans, 1938 nucleotides. RefSeq lists its product as hypothetical. The transcript is spliced from 8 exons. Gene Ontology annotation, molecular function: lipid binding. NCBI's taxonomy places the organism in Eukaryota, Oomycota, Saprolegniomycetes, Saprolegniales, Verrucalvaceae. The record is from RefSeq and is a predicted model, not a curated record. Bases 23 to 1894 code for a protein of 623 amino acids.
CCGACUCUCUCCUUUCACCAGGAUGUUGUGGUGGAUGGCCAUGUUGGCCGCGGUGGCCAUGGGGUGCGUACUUGGAGUCACCGCGACGCUUUGCCUUGGCUACGACCCCGUCUUCCGCACGGCCUUGAAAUUGGCGAAAUGUCGUCGUGCACACCUCCAUUUCAAACGAUGUGUUCGGCUCGAGCAUGCCUCACAAUGGCGGGCGUUGGCCGCUCUUUCCCGAAGUAUAGCUUCCCGGCCACUCACGUUGGACGAGUGGACACAGCUAAAAGUCAUCCUCGCGGAUCCAGUUGCACGAGCCAUGGCCACGCAAAAACUGCAGCACAGCAGCCAGGUCGACUUGGCGUUGCUCGACGCACUUGCUGGCACCACGAAGCUGCUCCUGGCUUCUUGCGAAGUUACGCACUUGAUGAACUGCUUAUGCCGUCCGGACAACAUGCAGCGGCUUGAACAUGCCAUUCAAGGCAUCGAUCUGCAUGGCGAAACCCCAAAGUCGGCCUUCACCGAGCUUGCCGAGGCCUAUGCAGCGCUGGGCAAAACGCCACGCGUGAUCAUGCAAUCCAUUUCAGCCAUCGUUCGCGCUCACGUAACUAUGCCCUUGGACCUUGUUGUACAAGUGACAAGCUGUCUGUUUUCUCCGUCGGUUUACUUGAGCGUAUCGACGCUUCAGGCUUGGUUACAUCCCCGACACAACUUGUGUCAGUUGAUGUUGCAACACAGCAAUGCUGUCGACGACACGGAAGCGGAGCGGUUGCAUGGAGUGGCCGAGGCCGGUUCCCUUGCCUUUGCCUCGGCUCCAUCGCACACAACGACUUCAGUCGAUGUUUCGUGGCUCAAUCUCGUCCUGGGUCGCUGGUUCGACGAGUACGGGACCCAUUCCGAGCUGCUGGCGACUUUGGCGUGGAAGUUGGAGCGCAUGGUGCAAGCCAAGGCUGUCGAUGUCAAAGUCAUCGACAGCGUCAGCAUCACGAACCUAGUCCUUGGCUCGCAUCCACCGCGGGUGUCCGACCUAGCUCUUCAUCCCACCCUGCAGCCGCACGAGUUGUGCGCUUCUGCCAACAUCGAGUACGAUGGACACGGCACUAUCGAUGUGCAAACGCGGGUGACCCUGUCCAGCCUUGUGCAUCACCAAACUACGCUAUCCCUUCGACUUCACGUCGGGGGGUUCAAGUGCCGAGUUCGUCUGUUUGUUCCCGAGCCAUCUCGAGACCCAGGGUUCGGCUGGGUUGCGUUUGACCGUACCCCGACAUUCCAUCUAUCCGUCACGAGUUGUCCACCACAAGUCGAGCCGUUGCCGCAGCUGGGAGCAUUGCUGAGCGCCGAGCUUGAGGAGGCCCUUGCUGCCCACAUGGUUCUCCCAGUAUGGGCACGCGUGAGCCUGCCGUGGGAUAUGAAUUUUCCACUCGACGUGGUCAUGUCAUCCAACCGUCGGUCGAACAAGUCGAAUGGGGCGCCAAAUUUGGCCGCUGCCGCGGGCGGGUUCAUGGGCGAGGUUGUGGGAGGCGCGAUGGGAGGCCGUCUGGGGGGGCACGUGGCGCGAGGUGUUGGGGAAGCCGUCGGUGAGCACUUGGCAAAGUAUGCCACCGAACUCAUUGUGCCUAUUGUCCGGGACGCCAUCGCCUCGGCCAAGCACAUGACUCAUCGAGGUGACACCACCGUUGUGAGCAGCCAGAGCGUGGAUGACCUGGUUCACCUGGCGAAACACAGCAAACACCAUAUCGAUGGUGCCGUGGAGGGCGUGCCAUCUCCACAGGUAGACGCAACGAAGGGUGUGGUCAACUCUUGCCUACCUGCCGAAAGCGCUGCAAAAGAUGCCGCCGUCGUGAGUCCCAAAACCUCGGGGGUCGAUGUGGCCCUGUUGGUGUCGCUGGCGAAAGCCAAGAAAUCGAAUUAGCUCAAAUGCAACAUGAAACUGUCUUGGUACUGCCGUUAGAUCCA